Molecule: messenger RNA, 5410 nt
Organism: Benincasa hispida (wax gourd)
Lineage: Eukaryota; Viridiplantae; Streptophyta; Magnoliopsida; Cucurbitales; Cucurbitaceae
Biological process (GO): protein phosphorylation
Molecular function (GO): protein kinase activity; protein binding; ATP binding
Source: RefSeq, a predicted model, not a curated record
ACUCUAAUCCUCACAAGAACCAGAUAGAGGAGAGAAACAAAUAGAGAGAACAUCUAUGAGCAUCAAGUGUAUAUCAAUAGUGUAUCAAGUAUAUAACCAUAUAUUAAUAGUGUAUCAAAUGUGUCAAUGAUAUCAAAUGUAUAAGUGACAUGGACUGGAUAUGUUUAUUUGUCCUUUUUGAAAAAGUACUAAGUCUUGACUAUAGACUUAAUUUUUUUAAUUUAUUUUGUCAAAUUUGCAAGAAGUUUUAUUUUUUUAUUUAUCAACUUUUUUUUAAUUGUUUGUUUGGAGAAAUUACACAAACCAUCCCUAAACUAUGGAGUUUAUUACAAUUACACUUCUAAAGUUUUAAUUUUAUCAAUUGUCUCCUAAACUUUGUUAUUUGUUACAAUUACACCCCUAAACUUUUAAUUCGAUCAAGUAGUCCCUUAUAGUUUAUAAAUUAUUGCAAUCAACCUCCAAUGUUAGUAUUGGUAUUUGUAAAAUCAAAUUCCAUCAAAUAUUAUUUCAGUGUAUAUAUAUAUAUAUAUAUAUAUUAUGUUGCCUCAAUAUUUUCAUCGACAUCAACGUUAUAAUCCUUGUAAUGAAAGGAAUCCAUUCCAUUACCUUGUCAGAUGUCUCAUCGACAAGCAUUGACCUCUAAUCCAUAACCAAAAGCAAACAAGAAGACAACAAAACAAGACAAAACAAAACCUUGUUUCCAAUUCAUACAAGAAACUGAAAUCUCUCUCAGUCCCUCUCUGUUCUUUUCUGUGUGCAUGUGGAAUGUGAAUUAAGGUGGUUUGAAGGUUAACAGAUGGAUCCAAUGAAACUAUCAUGGAUUAGUCAAGUAGUAAAUAUGGGUAUGACCUUGAUAAAUGACUAAGAAGUCAUGGGUUCAAUUCUUGGUGGUCACCUAACCUAGGAUUUAAUAUCCUGUGGAUUUUCUUGAGACCCAAAUAUUGUAAGGUCAGACGGGUUAUCUCGUAAGAUUAGUCGAUGCGUGUAAAUUGGUUCCAACAUUCACGCAUAGUGCAAAAAAAAAAAAAAACAGAGGAAAUGGUGAUAUACAGGUAAAGAAGUAUAAUGACGGGAAAGAAAGAACUUUUGAACUAAUUUAUCGGAAAAGGGAUUUGAUUAUUGUUCAACAGACACAGCCAAAGCCAAUGGACAUAGAAAACGUGAUGUCUAAAUAUCAUUAUUACAAUUUUGAUUAUGGAGCAGAUCACAAGCCUUUUUCUUUCAUCCUUGUGCUCUAGCCACUCUCCUCCAGUUUCCUCCCUUUCUUUUAAAAAAUCACUACCAUAGUUUUUAUUUAAACAUAUUUUUAUUUUAUUACAUUUAAAAGAGGAAAAAAAUCCCCAAAAACAUAAAAUAGGGUCUAAGUAAUUAACUUAUUUGUUUAAGAUGCUUAAAUAAUUUCUAAAAAUAUAUAUUUUGAAAAUUUGUAACAUCUUGCAGCCACCAGCCAGAAAAACCAGAAUGUCCCCCACAAGCACACCCACUCACCACCCACAAAGGAAAGAGAGAGAAAUAAGAUGUUUUUUUUUUUAAUCCAAGUCCACAAAGUUCAAUCUCUUUCUCUUCCAUUCCUUCAUAAAAACAAUCCCAGCACACAGCUCUCUUUUAGGAUAUAGCUUUAAAUAUUGAGUGAAAAUCUAAUCAUCAUAGUGAUUGCAGCCCUCCACAAAGCAAAAGAUGAGCGAAUAAUACCAUUAUUAGUCUCACAUUUCAUCAUUCCUACCACCGACUUUUUCCCUAUAAAAUAUCAAAUCCCACCAGUAAUUACAUUAAUCCUUCUCUUUCUCUUUCAGCUACUUCUGCACUAGCUCACUUUUCAACCAAUUCUAGCUCAAACCUAUCCCACUAAAUUUUCUUAUAUGUUUUUUCCCCCUCCCCUUUAUGAAACAGGAAGAAGAAAUGUAAGGCAGUAAAUGAUGAUAUGAUAAGAGAAGAAGGUAACCUUACAGGUCAUUUCCACUGUAGUAUUGUUCUUCGGCUUGAUAUGGUUUUCUUCAAAGCUGUGUUCCUUCUCCUGUUUCAGUAUCUGGUUUUGAAUUCUGGGACUCCAGUUAUUAUAGGUCACCACUACCCUCCUCAUAAGUCCUUGCUCACUGAUAAAGCAGCCCUCCUUGCCUUCAGGAAGUGCAUCAUACACGACCCCACUUCCACUCUAGCUAACUGGAUUGAGGCUGUUGAUGUAUGCAACUUCACAGGUGUUGCUUGUGACCGAUACCAUCAUCGGGUAUCAAAGCUCAGUUUGAUUGAUGUUGGACUUGUGGGAAAGCUUUCACCCUUCCUCUCCAAUCUCACGGGUCUCCGAGUCCUGGAUAUUAUUAACAAUUAUCUUUUUGGGGAAAUUCCGUCUGAACUUUUCUCUCUUCGAAAUCUUCACCGCCUUCGUCUCGACAGCAACAAUUUGGAAGGUCCCAUACCAACUUCCCUUGCUAGUUUGUCCAAGCUUACUGUAAUGAGUCUUAUGCAGAACAAGCUAAAUGGCACAGUUCCACCUUCUCUCUUUUCUAAUUGCACGUCGUUGCUUAAUGUAGACCUUUCCAACAACUUCCUAACAGGAAGAAUUCCAGAAGAAAUUGGAAAUUGUCCAAAGCUGUGGAAUCUCAAUCUGUACAACAACCAGUUCAGUGGAGAACUUCCUCUUUCUUUAACAAACACUUCGCUCUAUAACUUGGAUGUCGAAUAUAAUCAUCUUUCUGGCGAACUACCCACAGUGCUUGUAGAAAACCUGCCUUCACUUAGCUUCCUUCAUUUAUCAAAUAAUGAUAUGGUAAGCCACGAUGAAAAUACCAAUCUUGAACCGUUCAUUACUUCUCUUAGAAACUGCAGUAGUUUAGAGGAGCUUGAGUUGGCUGGGAUGGGGCUUGGAGGAAGGCUGCCCAAUUCUAUUGGUCAUCUAGGUGUCAAUUUUUCAGUUCUGUCUUUGCAGGAAAACCAGAUAUUUGGAUCAAUUCCUCCAAGUUUAGCCAAGCUUUCCAAACUUGCAGGGCUGAAUUUGACAUCAAAUCUACUUAACGGAACAAUUCCUGCGGAGAUAAGCAGGUUGUCAAAAUUGGAGCAGCUUUUCUUAUCACACAACCUCUUCACUUCAGACAUUCCAGAAGCAUUAGGCGAGUUGCCACAUCUUGGAUUGUUGGAUCUAUCUCACAACCAACUUUCAGGAGAAAUCCCAGAAAGUAUUGGAAAUUUAACUCAGAUGAUCUAUUUGUUUCUCAACCAUAACCUCUUGUCUGGAACAAUACCUUCAGCGUUGGUAAAGUGCACAGGUCUACAAAAGCUGGACUUAUCAUUCAACAUGUUAUCAGGAAGCAUUCCUCGAGAGAUAUUAGGCUUGCAAGAGAUAAGAAUUUUUAUCAACCUUUCUCACAACAAUUUUCAAGGAAACUUGCCCAUCGAGCUCAGCAAGUUGAAAAAUGUUCAAGAGAUGGACCUUUCAUCCAAUAAUCUCACUGGAAGCAUCUUCCCUCAAAUAUCAAGUUGCAUUGCACUGAGGUUGAUAAAUUUUUCAAAUAAUUCCCUCCAAGGUCAUCUUCCAGAUUCCCUAGGUGAUCUAGCGAACCUUGAAUCAUUUGACAUUUCAAAAAACCAAUUGUCAGGCAUGAUUCCAGCCAGUCUAGGUAAGCUCCAAUCUCUCACUUACCUGAACCUUUCAUUCAAUAACUUCCAAGGAAUGAUUCCAAGGGAGGGAUUUUUCAAAUCAUCCACACCCCUGUCAUUUUUGAACAAUCCACUCCUUUGUGGGACAAUUCCUGGAAUACCAGCCUGUUCUGGCAAGAGAAAUCGGUUUCAGUCACCUGUAUUCUUGACAAUAUUCAUUUUAGUCAUAUGCAUAUCAUCUUUCUUAUCAACAAUAUGCUGUGGGAUUGCUUGUCAACGUCUAAAAGCAAUUAUUUCAGCACGAAAUAGUGAAACAUCGAGAAGAUCAAAGAUGCCAGAUUUUAUACACAAUUUUCCAAGAAUAACAAGCAGACAACUAUCAGAAGCCACUGGAGGUUUUGAUCAACAGAGACUAAUUGGUUCAGGCAGCUAUGGACAUGUCUAUAGAGGCGUUCUUCCAGAUGGAACAACAGUAGCUGUUAAGGUUUUGCAUACACAAUCUGGAAAUUCCACAAAGAGUUUUAACAGAGAAUGUGAAGUUUUGAAGCGAAUUCGCCACAGAAACCUCAUAAGAAUUAUAACAGCCUGUAGUCUUCCGGAUUUUAAAGCUCUAGUUCUACCAUAUAUGGCAAAUGGAAGCUUGGAUAACCAUCUAUAUCCACAUUCACCUACCAGCUCGGCUUCGGGUUCUUCAGAUUUAAACCUUAUUGAGAGGGUGAAUAUAUGCAGUGAUAUAGCUGAAGGAAUGGCAUACCUGCAUCAUCAUUCUCCAGUCAGAGUCAUACACUGUGAUUUGAAGCCAAGCAAUGUACUCCUAAAAGAUGACAUGACAGCCCUUGUUUCUGACUUCGGGAUCUCAAGGUUAAUGACCCCUGGAAUUGGAAGUGGUGCGACUGUUGAAAACAUGGGAAAGUCAACUGCAAACAUGUUAACUGGAUCAAUUGGAUACAUUGCACCAGAAUACGCAUUUGGUUCUACAGCCUCCAUGAAAGGAGACGUUUACAGCUUCGGCGUGCUAGUUCUUGAGAUGGUAACAAGAAAAAGGCCAAUAGAUGACAUGUUUGUUGAAGGGCUAAGUUUACACAAGUGGGUGAAGAGUCAUUACUACGGCAGAGUAGAAAAAGUAGUUGAUUAUUCUCUACAGAGAGCUUCAAGAGAUGAAUCACCUGAAAUGAAGAAAAUGUGGGAAGUGGCAAUCCGAGAGCUAAUCGAAUUGGGUUUGCUCUGCACUCAAGAAUCUCCAUCCACAAGACCCACAAUGCUAGAUGCUGCUGAUGACUUGGAUCGAUUGAAGAGAUACCUUAAUGGUGGCGACACCACAACAACAUUUGCUUCAUCACUUGGAAUUUCAUCCUCCACUCUUGGCGAUGACUCCAAUUACUCCCCACAAAUCGCCGUUGACAGAAACAUCUAAAAAUGCCCAUUUCCUCCGUAUAGCCUUUUGACUUCUCAAAAUCCCCAUUUGCUCCACUCGGUAAUUGGGGUUUGACAAUGAUCGAAAUCGCGAUUGUGGGGUUCAAAGCUUCUGCGGCGCCCAAUUGAAUGGAGAUUUUGUGUAUGUGGCGUGCGUCGUUGGCCACUCGAUCCAUAGUUGUUGACGUGAUUGAGGUUUUGGAAGAAAUUGGAGGAACUUCAUUCAUAACGCCAUGUUUGAAAAACAAAGACGUAUAAUUGAAACUAUGGAACAUUUUGAUAUUUAAUCCGAAUUCGUUGAAUUUUGUCUUCGGGGCUUUGUUUAUUGGUUGUCUUCUUGCGUAAACCAAUCAGAGGAAGAAAUAAUAAUGGGAAUUGUGAAAAUGGCAUUAUAUGAGUUUUUAUG